UUUUGUUUUUUGCUAAAGCUGCUCCUAGUUUUUAUGAAUAUUCUUCUAACAAGAAACAACAGCUGUUUGAAAGCUUAUAGAUCUGGUGUUUUUUUUGGUUUUGUUUUUUUAUUUAUCUGAUUGACAAAUCUGUUACUGAAUUGUACACACAAAAAAGUAAAUUUUGUUCAAACGAAGGACCAAACGUACAUUUCCACCUCAUGAAUAAAUAAAAUGAACGCGGAAUUAGCCGGAAAUUUGAUUUCAUUUGAGAUUUGAAAUGAACAAAUCUGAUUGGUCAACUGUGACAUGACGUAAGACCGGAAGUGUUCAUAGCAGCUUCUGGAGUCAAAACAGUGCGUUUGAAGUCGCUUUCUUUUUAUAAAACGACUAAAUUGUCAUGUCAGUGCCUCGUCAUUUUGUUUUUACGGAAAAAAUAGCUAAAAGUAUUUUAUUAGCGGGAGUUUGUUUACCGGAAACAGUCGAAGAGUGGGAGAAAAUCGCGGACUGAAACCGAGACUGCUAACCAGCAGCGGGCACGAGCUAAUGCCUGCUAACCGGAAGUCUGGAGGAGCUGACUGCAGCGUGGUUAAAGCUGUAGAAAGAAAGACGUCGGUGUGGACCAGCAUGUGACCCUGGAGCUUCUACAAACACCAUGAGUCGUCUGGAGGAGCUGGCCAACAUCGCCCUGAGGGUACCCAGCAUGUUGGUCCUGGACUUGCUGUACAAAUGCGACGUCGAAGGUCUGACGGAGCACCUGAAAGCCAAGAACGACAACAUGCUCUUCAAAUACAAAUAUGUUAUCUGGAACAUCUAUUAUAUAGGACAUUUCAUAAACAUGGUGGUUUUAGUUCUGCCUUUGAGACAUAUUGUGACGCUCUACCUCCACAUCCUAGUCGGCCUUCUCCUCUACAUGGGGCAUCAAAUUUCCAAGGAUUACAUCCGCGAGGAGCUGACGUACGGUUACCACGCUGCAGCUCACCUGAACGCUUCAGCCUUCAGCAGAUUUGUCUCUGCCAUGACAAGUCAGAUCAUCCUCAGCACGCUGUGUGCCUUCCUGAUGAGGACCAGGAAGGUGUGGUUGUUCUCUGCUCACAUGCUCCCCCUGCUGGUUCGGCUCUGGUCUCCUCCGCACCCCGGCCUCCUGACCAUCAGCUCUCUGUCUGUGGGGCUGACGGCCGCGGGGGUGGCAGCCUUCCUCCUCUCAAACCUCUUUGUGCCGUAUCGCCUGGCCAGAGCAGCCCUCUCCGAGCUGUCUCAGUUUGAGAUCACUGAGCUCUACAGGUUCCUGGCUGUGGGAAUCUCCCUGUGGAACCAGUUUGCCGUCCCAGCGCUCUUCUCUCUCUUCUGGUGUGUUCUGUUCACGGUCCAGCUGUGCUCGGACGUCCUGUCUGCCGGGGCCUCAGCGGUCCAUUCAGGGAUCAUCUUCCUCCUGCUGACGAGUGUGUCAGAGUGCUGCGCCACGCCCUACUCUCUUCUGGGUCUGACCUUCGUCGUGUCCUACCUGGCUCUUGGGCUGCUCAACCUGUGCAAGUUUUACCUGGGAGGAUUUGCAGCUAUUCAGAAUGAGAACGUCAUGCACAGGGGCGUGACGGAAGGCGUGACUCUGCUGCUUCUUGCUCUUCAGACCGGCCUGUUGGACAUGCAGGCUCUGCAGCGCACCUUCCUCCUCAGCAUCAUCCUCUUCAUUGUGACCACGUCCACUCUGCAGUCAAUGAUUGAAAUAACAGACCCCAUCAUCCUGGCGCUGGGCGCAUCCAGAAACAGGAGUCUGUGGAAACACAUCAGAGGCCUCAGUAUGUGUCUUUUCCUGCUGGUUUUUCCAGUGUUCAUGGCUUUUAGAAUAUCUCAGUUCUUCCACAUGGACUUCUGGCUUCUUAUACUCGUGUCCAGCUGCAUGCUCACGUCACUGCAGGUGACAGGAACCAUGCUGAUCUAUCUGCUCUUCAUGGUGGAGCUGUUCCGCAGCGACCCAAUCGAGAGUCUGGAUGAGGUGAUCUACUGGGUUCACGCCGUCAGCCGGGUGCUGGAGUUCCUGGUGGCGCUCUGUGUGGUGGCUUACGGCACCUGGGAGUCUCUGUUUGGGGAGUGGAGCUGGAUGGGAGCGUCCGUCAUCAUCAUCCACUCGUACUUCAACGUGUGGCUGAGAGCUCAGACUGGAUGGAGGAGCUUCCUGCUCAGGCGAGCAGCAGCCAAGAAGAUCAGCUCUCUUCCUGCAGCCUCAGAGCAGCAGCUGCAGCAGCACGACGACGUCUGCUCCAUCUGCUUUCAGGACAUGAGCUCUGCUGUGGUCACUUCCUGUGGACAUUUCUUCCAUGGAAAUUGCCUCAGAAAGUGGCUGUAUGUGCAGGAAACGUGCCCCAUGUGUCACCAACCCAUACAACCAGCACCGUCUCCUCAGAGAGAUGCCGAACCAGAACAGAACGCUGACAGCUCCGCAGCAAAGGACACACCGGCUGAAGAGGUCCCUGCUGAUCCCCCUGAGCAUCAGGAGAGGGGGCGGAGCAAUGAGAACGAAGAGGAGGAGCAUCCAGCUGAUGAUGCUCCCGAUCUUUGCUUCCAAUCGGCCGGAGACUUUUGUGGGUUUGCCGAUCCAGUUCCUUCAUCCUCCCAUGAUCCACCAGGUCACAGCUCUCCUCCUGACGGCCUCAGUCAGGGUGAGGAGACCAGAACAGACUCUCCUCCCACUUCUCCACCCGGAGCUGGGGUCAGAGCCCCGGACCAAUGUGACGCCCAACAGUUCGGCCUCAGAAACAUUCAUGCUUUCCCCUCCAGCAGUGAGGGGGCGCUCGGAUCACGCUGCAGCUCCGAUCCAGCGCAGGAAGAGCGUGAUAAAUCAGCUGGAACCCCCCUCUGGAGUGAACUCUGAUAAUCAGCAGAACCUCCAGCUGUUCCACCCAGAGUCUGCUGCAGAAGCCCUGUAUCAGUGCCUGCAGGGGUCAGAAACGUGACUCUACAGGAGGGCGGGGCUAAAGUUUUAUCAGAAAUAUCUGUGAAGGUUCUUCACUCCAGACAAAAUUGCUUUGGAUUGAAACCUUGAGCUGGUUUUGCAGCCGUAAAUUAAGAAUAAAAUCUUGAAACAUGAAGCUGAAUUUACUGUUUUCAGAUGACGUUUACCUUAAAAUGACUUUCUAAACACAUUUUCUUUCAUAUUUGAUGCUGAUCUGUAAUGUUUGGGGGUUUUGGAGCCUGCAUCAGACAGUUAAUGUGAAA
Oryzias melastigma (Indian medaka) is the source of this 3192-nucleotide messenger RNA. RefSeq names its product RING finger protein 145. The record is from RefSeq and is a predicted model, not a curated record. The transcript is spliced from 11 exons. The coding region runs from base 635 to 2848 and encodes 737 amino acids. Gene Ontology annotation, molecular function: zinc ion binding; ubiquitin protein ligase activity. NCBI's taxonomy places the organism in Eukaryota, Metazoa, Chordata, Actinopteri, Beloniformes, Adrianichthyidae. Gene Ontology annotation, cellular component: endoplasmic reticulum; endomembrane system.